AUGACGACUGUCGCGGAUUUAGAUUCAGAUGAAGGUGAGAGUAUCAAAGUAUCGUCCAGAGACGUUAGAAGGCAGAGGAAACAGAUAAUAGAGGAUGACAACGAUCAGAGUGGUGGACAAACUAGUGAGGAUAAGAGACGUAGACGGGAGAGACGAAGUCAUGGGAAGAGGAAAAAGCUCUCGAACAAGAACCUGCAGGGUGCGAAUGGGGGAUACGCUUGGGAGGAUGAAAUCAAGAGAAGUUGGGACUUAGUGAAGGUGGAUGAUGACGGAGAUAUGAGUUUACUGGCAGCAAGCAUCAUUGAGAGUCGAAAGAAAAGAACAGCGCAGAAAAAUAUCACUCCCUAUCAAAGAGGCAUAAUUCGUACGAUGGUUCUUGUCUUGGAUUGCAGUGAAGCUAUGUUGGAAAAAGACAUGAGACCAAACCGCCAUGUUAUGAUGGUUCAAUACGCUAUUGAUUUUGUUCACGAGUUUUUUGACCAGAAUCCGAUUUCGCAGAUCGGUAUUGUGAGUAUGAGGAAUGGUCUUGCUCAGCUGAUUACGGCAGUUAGUGGUAAUCCACAGGAUCAUAUAGAUGCUUUGAAGCUAAUGAGGAAACAGGAGCCGAAGGGCAAUCCUUCUCUGCAAAAUGCGUUGGAAAUGUCAAGGGGAUUACUGCUACCAGUGCCGGCACAUUGUACCAAAGAAGUUCUCAUAGUGUUUGGUUCCUUGUCGAGCGCCGAUCCCGGCGAUAUUCAUCAGACCAUAGCGUCUUUGGUUCAAGAAUCGAUUAGGGUAAAAGUGAUUGGAUUAGCGGCGCAGGUAGCCAUAUGUAAGGAGCUUUGCAAACAGACUAACUAUGGAGAUGAGAACUUUUAUAAGGUGCCACUUGAUGAGACGCACUGUAAAGAGCUAUUUGAUGAAGCUGUCGUACCGCUUCCUGUAAAUAAGAUUAACAAAGGUUUCACAUUAGUUAAAAUGGGGUUCCCAACAAGGAUUUUUGAGGAGUCCCCAACUUUUUGUUCAUGCCAUUCGAAAUUGACUUAUGGCGGUUACAUAUGUCCCAAUUGUCACAGUAAAGUAUGUUCAUUACCUACAGUGUGCCCCUGUUGUAACCUCAUGUUGAUCUUAUCUACACACUUGGCCAGAUCAUACCAUCACUUAAUGCCGUUAAAAACAUUUAAAGAGGUUGCAGCCGAUAAGGAUUUCCCUACAGAGAAUUGUUUUAGUUGCCAGCUCAAAUUUCCAACGAUAAAAAAUUAUAAAACCGGCGAACUUUUGACAAGUUCUCGUUAUAGAUGUGAAAAUUGUCACAAGGAUUUUUGUAUCGACUGCGAUGUAUUCAUUCAUGAGACUCUACAUAACUGCCCCGGCUGUGAGUCCGAACCAGUUAUAAUGUAA
Messenger RNA from Zygotorulaspora mrakii, 1380 nucleotides. It is a transcript of the gene SSL1, whose product is annotated as TFIIH/NER complex subunit SSL1. Gene Ontology annotation, cellular component: transcription factor TFIIH holo complex; transcription factor TFIIH core complex. The record is from RefSeq and is a predicted model, not a curated record. The transcript has a single exon. Gene Ontology annotation, molecular function: zinc ion binding. Gene Ontology annotation, biological process: DNA-templated transcription; nucleotide-excision repair; regulation of transcription by RNA polymerase II. The coding region runs from base 1 to 1380 and encodes 459 amino acids. NCBI's taxonomy places the organism in Eukaryota, Fungi, Ascomycota, Saccharomycetes, Saccharomycetales, Saccharomycetaceae.